Molecule: messenger RNA, 1556 nt
Organism: Oppia nitens
Lineage: Eukaryota; Metazoa; Arthropoda; Arachnida; Sarcoptiformes; Oppiidae
Gene: mrn
Product: general transcription factor IIH subunit 4-like
Exons: 7
Coding region: 138-1556 (472 amino acids)
Biological process (GO): nucleotide-excision repair
Cellular component (GO): transcription factor TFIIH holo complex; transcription factor TFIIH core complex
Molecular function (GO): ATPase activator activity; double-stranded DNA binding
Source: RefSeq, a predicted model, not a curated record
CUCAAUAAUUAUUGUUUGCAAACAUUAUUAACGAAUAUUUUAUUAUUAGUUAACUGUUUUGACAAUCAAUUAAUUAAUUAAAUAAAUAAAUUGAUUACAAGUAUUGUAAUAAAUAUUUGUCAAACUGUUAGCCAUCGAUGAGUUCAGACGUGUCCACCGCCGCCGCCACCACAUCAUCGACAAUAACCAACACGUCUUCGUCCGACUUAAACGAUAAUCUGAUCCAAUAUCUGUCGCGUCUGAAACAACCGCUAAUAGAUAAACUCUAUACGAGUUCGGCCACAAGUUUGGCAGUCUAUCGGGAGUUACCCGAAUUGGCCAAACAUUAUGUGAUGCGAUUGUUGUUUGUCGACCAAACGAUACCGCAAGCGGUGAUCGCCUCGUGGGUCAAGAAUAUCAGCGAACAUAACGAAGCGUCCGAAGUGUUGACCAGACUUCACGUAUGGAAGAGCCAAACGUUGCCGACUGGUCUGCCCGGUUGGCUACUGAAUCCAUGCUUUCGCGACAGUCUCAAAGUGGCACUUCUUGGAGGUGGCGAACAGUGGUCGCUAUAUAAGGAUCUAUCUAAAGACAAACACGCACCGGAUGUCGAAUAUUUGGACAGUUAUGCUAACAAACGAUGGGAAUCAAUGCUCAACUUUAUGGUCGAACGGAAACAACAAAAUCCAGAAAAUGCUAUCAGUUUGGACACAAAGAAAGUCCUAAUUCAGGCCAAUCUGAUCCGUUUGGAUGAUCCGAACGACAUACCGGAUAUUACGGCAAACGGAUUUCAAUUCUUAUUGAUGGACGUCAUGUCUCAAGUCUGGCAUUUUUUAGUGAAAUAUUUGGAAACACUUCAGACAAAAGGUCUCGAUUUAGCCGAAGCACUGAUUUUUCUCUUUCAACUGAGUUUUCUUACGUUAGGAAAAAAUUACUCGACUGAAAGUAUGAGUGACUCAAAUCUGUCAAUUCUUCAGAAUUUAAGAGAAUUUGGUUUAGUUUAUCAAAGAAAACGAAAAGACGGCCGAUUUUAUCCGACAAGACUUGCCAUAAAUCUGGUCAGCGGUCUUAAGGAAGCACCGGUACACACGAAAAGACCCGGUUUUAUAAUUGUUGAAACAAAUUAUAGAGUAUAUGCUUAUACAGAUUCUCCGAUACAAAUUGCAUUGUUGUCCAUAUUUACGGAAAUGCAAUACCGUUUCCCAAAGUUUGUGUUGGGAGCUAUUACUCGGGAAAGUUGUCGACAAGCCUACAAAUUUGGCAUAAAUGCCAAACAAAUAGUCAAUUUUUUGGUAAUGCAUUCGCAUCCUGAGCUACAAAAACAAAAUCCAAUAGUUCCGGCCACUGUUGUCGAUCAGAUAUCUCUGUGGGAACAGGAAAGGGAUCGAUUGGUUUAUACAGAUGGUGUACUAUACAGUCAAUUCAAUUCGCAGCCAGAUUUCGAUUUGCUUAAGAAAUAUGCGAAUGAUCUGGGUGUUUUGAUUUGGAGCAAUCCUAUGCGCCGGGUUAUGGUUGUCACCAAUGAGGGACACGACGAAGUCAGACGUUUCUGGAAACGACACAAAAAAGAUCAUUAA